ACUUAGGACUUCUCCAUCCUGAGUCUAGAGACUUCUCUGUUGGAUUUAUUCUAAACAUCCACCUGCUAAAUUUCAUCGGGUUUUUGUAGUGCAAUUUUCUUUGUACGAACUGCGGCUGUUAUCAUUCUGUCUCUUCUGAUGUACGACAGGAAGCCAGAGAGAGUGGAUUUGAAUACAGACAGCCCACUCCUGGGCCGCUUCUAGCAAGGGAAACCCCCCACGCGUUGCGCGCCUGGAUCGCCAGUAAAAAUUCGCGUCGCGGAGUGCGUGUGCAUGUGCGUCAGGCUCUAAAUGUGUGUGUUUGUGCGCGGCAAAGCCCCGGGCUCCGUCCUCAACAGUUGCUACCGGAGCGACGGAGAGGAGAGGAGAGCGAGAGAGAUAAGAGACUGAGGACAGACGGACGCGGAGCCCCACGUCGCUCUGCCUGGCUCUGCUCCUGACAUGCAGUCGUUCAUCUCUCCUGUGACCAAGGCCAUCCUAGUAGCGCUCUUCAUCUUCGCCAUACUCCUCAUCCUCUAUGUGAUCCUUUGGUACAUUUGCAGAGACGUGGACUGCGACCACGGCAUUUGAGGAUUCCAAACGGGAAUAACAGGAAUUUCACAAUGGGGCGCACAGCGGAGCCCGUAGAGCCCAGGGUCAUCCCGUACGGCAAGGAGGGAAGUGAGGUUGGACGACUUCAUAUUGGAACGUUUCCCAUAGACGGAACUGCACCUUUCACCCGGAGCUGCUCCUCCUCCUCUGCACUGCUCACUCCGUGACAGAACGGCAGAGAUGUUGUCAGCUAUCCGGUCUUAUCUUCUACCAAUUAUCAAACUUUACCUGCUUGGUUUGAAGGUUCUGUUAGUUCAGCUGUUCAGCAGAUCUUUCAGGUUGCCAGUGAUGCCCCGACAAGAUGGCAAGGUUGCCAUAGUGACAGGAGGAGGGAGGGGAAUCGGCUAUGAGGAAGUCCGCCACAUGGCCAGACUGGGGGCACAUGUUAUCAUAGGUGGAAGGGAUGAGCAAGAGGGUCUGGCGGCCGUCAGAAGUAUCUGUGAAGAGUACAAAGAGGCCAAAGUCGAGUUCAGCAAACUGGACCUAGCCUCUUUGGAGUCUGUCCGUCAAUUUGUCAAGAGCUUCAAGGAAAGGGGCCUGCCGCUAAACAUUCUGGUCAAUAAUGCGGGUGUCAUGCUGAUUCCUGAGGGUCGUACUGAGGACGGAUUUGAGCAGCACUUUGGUGUGAACUACCUAGGCCACUUCCUGUUGACCUGGCUGUUCCUGGACACACUGAAGGUUUCUGGGAAAUGUGGUAACUUUUCGCGUGUGGUCAACGUCUCCUCCUCUGCCCACCGCAUCGGCGAAAUCAGACUAAAUGAUUUGAAUAGCUGCCAGUGUUAUUCAGCCCAUGCUGCUUAUUGUCACAGUAAGCUGGCCCAGCUGAUAUUCAGUUCCCACCUCGACCAGGAUUUGCAGCAUGGAGGUUUCCCACUGAGUUCAUGUGCUGUGGAUCCGGGCAUGGUGGAUACUGCUCUCUAUCGCCACCUCUGGACACCCCUCUGUCUGGCACAGAGAGCCAUCGCCCGCCUGCUUUUCAGGACUCCUGCAGAGGGUGCUGCCACUGUGCUGUACGUGGCUCUGUCCCCGGCCUUGGAGGGGGAGUGUGGGGGAGGCUACUGGGCCAAUGGGCGCAGGGAGAUGACAACACCACCGACCUUUAACCCCGAGCUGCAGCUAAGCCUAUGGGAAACCAGCAUCCAGUUGCUGGGCCUGCAGUAGCCUGCGACGAAAGGACAACUAACUGGACUAAACCUCGAUGAAAACAUUAGACAAAGACCCUUAACUCUGGCCAACCAGCCACUCUCUCCUUCUUUUUCUCAUUAUUGUUUCUCCAUCCGUAGCUCACGUCAAGGUCUUCGUAGCAAUUUAUUUUGACAGUCUCACAAUCCACAACUGGACUGUGAUUGGUUACUAGGGGAGUAAAGCCCUUAUUUUCUGUUUCAGACCUGCCAAAGAAGGGCUACAUGGGAUGGAAAGUUUUUUUGCAAUGAGCAUGCAAUCAUAUACAAACGCACGCUAGGGAAGUAUUCCGGUACCGUGCCGAGUCUCCGGCGUGCGGCCCUGAGGAAAAAUAAAUAAAUAAAUUUGGGAACUUGCAUGCGGAUUAAUAUUUUCGAGUCAAUUGAUUUCCCCUACCAAUCAUAUGAGAGGAAUGCAUAUCUAACUAACGCAGAGUUUAAACUACUCGGGCCUAGUGCCCGAUUUCUGGGCUAUGACUAUUUUAUUUUAUUAUAAAUAAAUUAAAAAGUCCACAUGGGAUUUAUUUUUGAUGUGCUAGGUUUAAUCAUCGCACUUCCAUCUACCAAUGAAACAAGUUCUAGCCAAUCAGAAGCAAAGUAAGGCGGGUCCUUUCCGAAAAGUGCGGUGUGUGGUCUCCAUGGUAAUGCAUGUAAACAAAUGUAGAUACAGCUUUAGUCGAGAAAGGAGUUAAAAACGAAUGGCGCUGGCCAUGAAUAAGGGACAAGAGGAAAAAGCUGGAGACAGGAGGCCGUUUAGCACUUGGUGCCUAAAAUUAAUCACCGGGCUGCAGCGUAUGUUCAAGGAAGAUACUCACUGUACAGCAGCAGCAGUAAGAAAGUGCUUUUUAGCCAUUAGAUGCUAGUCACAAAGCUUCGUUCCGUGCACUCUGUCAUACGAGUACAUUACCCGUAUCAACGGCUACCACUGCGACUACGCCUUUGCUGACCGAUA
Molecule: messenger RNA, 2724 nt
Organism: Etheostoma cragini (Arkansas darter)
Lineage: Eukaryota; Metazoa; Chordata; Actinopteri; Perciformes; Percidae
Product: dehydrogenase/reductase SDR family member on chromosome X-like
Exons: 8
Coding region: 772-1752 (326 amino acids)
Source: RefSeq, a predicted model, not a curated record